Messenger RNA from Entamoeba dispar SAW760, 267 nucleotides. RefSeq lists its product as uncharacterized. The transcript is spliced from 2 exons. Lineage: Eukaryota; Evosea; Mastigamoebida; Endamoebidae. Bases 1 to 267 code for a protein of 88 amino acids. The record is from RefSeq and is a predicted model, not a curated record.
AUGGAAAAUACAAUAAAAAAUGAUAAAGAAAGAAUGAAAUUAUGGUAUCACUCAGUAAUGAUAAUAUCAGUAUUUCAAGGAAAUAUUGAACGAUUUCAUUUUAAUCCAAUUCCUUUAAAUGAACAUUCAAGAAAAUUCUUUCCUAAUACUGAAACAUUUCAUAUUUAUAAUGAAAAUGAUAAAAUAUUUAAUGAUGGAAAGAUAUUUAAAUAUGUAAUAUGGUAUACAAUCGGUUAUUCAAGAUAUUUACAAGAAAAAGAAGAAUGA